Molecule: messenger RNA, 1311 nt
Organism: Cantharellus anzutake
Lineage: Eukaryota; Fungi; Basidiomycota; Agaricomycetes; Cantharellales; Hydnaceae
Exons: 6
Coding region: 1-1311 (436 amino acids)
Source: RefSeq, a predicted model, not a curated record
AUGAACGUUCCUACAUUGGUUCUUCCGGAGGACGAAGGUUCGGCCCAGACCUCUAUUACACCUACUGUAACAACGCCAAGCCAUCAGGACUCCGGGGAUGCUGUUGCUGGCGCCGCUGGGAAUACCAUCGAAAAUUCCAUCGAUCCCAUCGAUGAAGCGAUCUCUAUGUUAUUACCGUCUCAGCGUAGCACCGCCGAAGGAUAUUUCCAUGACACGAUCCCCUCCUUCGCUUCAAGCUCGACUUCGCCAAGCUUUGUGCCGGUAGUGAUCGAGCCUCCUGCUUUCCCAGAACCAGCCUCGGUCGACGAUUUCCUCUUCGAACUUGAUGAGGGAAUCGAGCCCUCACUCGAGCCUCCCCUACCCGAUGACACAUCUUCUACAAUGCUCCGUGCCCAACUUAGCGUCCCAUUUUCCUGGUCAACACCCACUUUAUCCGAUGGUUCAUCCACAAUCGCCCCAUCUUUUACAUCUUCUGCAUCGUUCACAUCGUCUUUAAGGAAGAAAGUCGCAAGCAUUGCGUCUGCGGGCGCUUUCUUUGCCGAAUGCUUGGACUCGAAGCCAUAUCGAAUUUUUUCUGUCCGAACGUUCUGCGAAAGCUUAUUCAACAGUCGUCGUGCUGCAAAUGCCAGGAUCGUGUCCGUUCAACGAUAUGGCGAUCUUCAAGGGGUGCCGCAUCGAUUCCUCAUCAUGCAUGUCACUCGAGCCGAUGGAAGGGAGUUCUACCUUCGGUUGGAUCGCAGACGGGACCACCAAGUUCCCUUGUUGUUGUUUGGGGUACGGGAUUUGGGAACGUCACGCGCGAUAGAUACGGCUGCUGUUUCUGGUAGACUCGACCACCUUCUUGAUUUCACCAACAACAAGUCGGGCAUAGAGGCCAUCAUGAUCUUCCCCACUCCCGUUCCUCUGAUUGCGGCUGCGCAAGUUCUGUACGCAAUCGCAGCAGAAUCUCCUGGUUACAAGCUAACCAAAGAAAUGUUGCUGCGGAGGUUCGGGGCAAAGUAUGAGAGAGGGUCUCUUAACCAUCCUACAAUCGGUGCUGAGAGACGAGACCGCAUCACAGUUCUGACAUAUUCGCACAUUGCCAAAGACAUUAACGCCAAUCCAGAGACAAUCAUAAAAUUCGCUGAUUUAAUGGCAGAUUCAAGGCUAAGGAAGGCUGUGAAUUCCCCACCCAACGCAUUCCAAAUCUCCACAUCCACUCAAGCUCUCCUUGCCGCAUUGCAACGGACAUUACACGAAUACCUACAUGGACUCUAUGGAACCCAAGGCGCACGGAUCUUCCCAAACGAUUUCACCGAGUUAGUAAAUUAA